Paramuricea clavata is the source of this 2181-nucleotide messenger RNA. The record is from the annotation of a GenBank genome assembly. Lineage: Eukaryota; Metazoa; Cnidaria; Anthozoa; Malacalcyonacea; Plexauridae.
AUGCCAUUUGGCAUAAACUCGGCCAGCGAAGUUUUCCAGAGGAGAAUGAGCCAGGCAUUUGAGGACAUUGACGGUGUGGAAGUCAUCGUAGACGACAUUUUAAUUUGGGGUAAAGACGAGGCAGAACAUAAUGAUCGUCUUAAACAGGUUUUAGAAAGAGUACGUCAAAUUAACUUAAAGCUAAACAAGGACAAGUCGAGGAUUCAGACCACUGAGGUUUCAUAUAUCGGACACAAGAUUACAAGGGACGGAUUGAAACCCGACCCCGAAAAGGUGAAGGCGAUACAUGACAUUACAACGCCUAAGGACAAGAAAGAUUUAAUGAGAUUUUUAGGCAUGGUGAACUAUCUUGCCAAAUUUGUCCCAAGUCUAUCUGAUCUGACACAGCCGUUAAGAGAGCUAAUCAAGAAAGACAUUGAGUGGCAUUGGACAAAAACUCACGAAAACGCAUUCAAUCGCGUCAAAAGCAGUUUAAUGCAGGACAAGCUACUCAAAUACUACGACGUGACAGAACCGGUUACAUUAUCUGUUGAUUCAUCAUCCUAUGGGCUCGGAGCAUGCCUCAUGCAAGAUAGCAAACCAGUCUCAUACGCGUCACGAUCUCUAAACCAGGCAGAAAAAAACUAUGCCCAAAUUGAGAAAGAGCUGCUUGCGAUAGUCUUUGGAUGCAAAAAAUACCACCAAUACAUUUAUGGAAAACCGGUUACAAUCGAAACAGAUCACAAACCCCUUGAGUAUCUCUUCAAGAAACCAUUGAUAGCGUCGCCGCCACGACUGCAGAGAAUGAUGCUGAGUCUUCAACAGUACGACCUGUCUGUCUACUACAAGCCCGGAAGAACGCUAUACAUCGCCGACACGCUGAGCAGGGCCCCAGGAACCCAAACGGAACCUGAACAAGAGACUAGCUACGUACAUACGAUCCAGAACUUGCCCGUGUCAACAGAAAGGAUUGAGGAAUUCAAGGUCGAGACCAACAAAGACACGGUCCUUCAAAAACUGUUGCAACAAACGAAGCGAGGAUGGCCAGAAAAUAAGCACUCAGUAGAUCCUGAAAUCCACCAAUUUUGGUCGGUAAGAGACGAGAUCAGCGAAGAAGAGGGACUACUUCUUAGAGGAGAGCGACUAAUCGUACCAAGAACGCUAAGAACUGCAAUGCUCACAAAGAUCCACGAGAAUCAUUUGGGAAUUGAAAAGUGCAAACGCAGAGCUCGAGACAUUCUAUAUUGGCCAGGAAUGAACGACCAGAUCGCACAAAUGGUGUCCAGAUGCGAGACGUGCACAAAAUACCGAAACAAGCAACAGAAAGAGCCAAUGAGAGGACACGAAAUCCCAGACAGACCGUGGCAAAAAGUCAGUAUGGACUUAUUCCAAUUCGGCAAAGAUACGUACAUUGUCAUAACGGACUAUUACUCCAAAUUUUUCGAGGUAUCGAAGCUAACGAGCGUUACAGCAUCAGGAACCAUACGCCACAUAAAACCCCACUUCGCACGCUAUGGAAUACCCGAGGAAGUGAUAUCCGACAACGGGCCACAAUUCAGCUGUAAGGAGUUCAAAGAAUUCGCCGAUAAAUACGAGUUUAAGCACACGACGUCCUCGCCAAAGUACCCACAAUCCAAUGGCCUUGCGGAACGGACAGUCCAAACGGUUAAGAGCAUCUUUGUGAAAGCGAAAGAGGGCAACAGCGACCCUAACCUAGCUAUUCUAGCUCUACGUAACACACCAAUAGAUGGGAUUGGCCUAUCUCCAGUCCAAAUGCUCAUGGGUAGACGAACGAGAACUCGUCUUCCAUCGCAUAAAGCGCUCCUAGUACCAAAGUUCGACACUGCAAAGAUCAAACCAGCCCUACAAGAGAGGCAACAGAAACAGAAACUGUACUAUGAUCGAAACGCAAAACCUCUUGAGCCGUUAAAACAAGGUGAUAACGUGAAAAUGCGUGACGAAGACAAGAAAGUAUGGUUACCUGCCACAGUUACGAGAGUUAACGAAGAACCACGAUCCUAUACAAUCACAAGUGAAUCAGGAGGAGAAUACAGGAGAAACCGGAGAGAUUUGGAAAAGUGCCAGCGUGACAGUCGGAACGAUGAUGAAACCCCACAGACCAGCGCGACUGAAAACAAACCAGUUACGCGUUCCAGCCUAGGAAAAACAAUUGCACAACCCAGUCGUUAUGGGUUUGACUGA